Molecule: messenger RNA, 782 nt
Organism: Delphinapterus leucas (beluga whale)
Lineage: Eukaryota; Metazoa; Chordata; Mammalia; Artiodactyla; Monodontidae
Product: dnaJ homolog subfamily B member 3-like
Molecular function (GO): Hsp70 protein binding
Source: RefSeq, a predicted model, not a curated record
CCUGUCCCUGGCCUGCAGGCCGUGCCCGGCCGUCCAGCAUGGUGGACUACUACGAGGUGCUGGGCGUGCCCCGCCAGGCCUCGAUCGAGGCCAUCAGGAAGGCGUACCGCAAGCUGGCGCUCAAGUGGCACCCGGACAAAAACCCUGAGAACAAGGAGAAGGCGGAGAGGCGAUUCAAACAAGUGGCCCAGGCCUACGAGGUGUUGUCAGACGCCAAGAAGAGGGACGUCUACGACCGAUACGGCGAGGCGGGAGUGGAGGGCGGCGGUGGCGGCCGGGGCGGCAGGCCCUUCGGGGACCCCUUGGAGGACCCCUUCGAGGGCGUCUUCACCUUCCGCGACCCGGCCGACGUCUUCAGGGAGUUCUUCGGCGGCCGGGACCCGUUUUCGUCUCACUUCUUCGGAGACCUGCUUGAGAACAUUUUGGGCGGUCGGAGGAGCUCCCGGGGAAGCAGAAGCAGAAGCAGAGAGUCCGCACCGAUUUUCUCCACCUUCAGUGAAUGUCCAGCAUCUGGAGGCGGUUUUUCUUCCUUUGAUACAGGAUUUACCUCCUUUGGUUCCCUGGGGAAUGGGGGCCUUUCUUCCUUCUCCAUGUCUUGUAGUGGUGGGACGGGCAACUUCAAAUCCAUGUCGACUUCCACCGAAAUCAUUAAUGGCAAGAAGAUCACCACCAAGAGAAUCAUUGAGAAUGGCCAAGAAAGGAUAGAGGUGGAAGAAGACGGAGAGUUAAAGUCCAUGAUAAUGAAUGGCAAAGAGCAGUUGCCACACCUUGACACCAAGUGA